Micromonas commoda is the source of this 633-nucleotide messenger RNA. RefSeq lists its product with no specific name. Lineage: Eukaryota; Viridiplantae; Chlorophyta; Mamiellophyceae; Mamiellales; Mamiellaceae. The record is from RefSeq and is a predicted model, not a curated record. The coding region runs from base 1 to 633 and encodes 210 amino acids. Gene Ontology annotation, molecular function: GTPase activity; GTP binding. The transcript has a single exon.
AUGAGCGACGAGGGCAGGAAGGACACCUCCCACUUCGACCACACCAUCAAGCUCCUCCUGGUCGGCGACAGCGGCGUCGGGAAAUCCUCGUUGCUCCUCCGGUUCUGCAACGACACCUUCGAGGAGCUCUCGCCGACGAUCGGCGUCGAUUUCAAGCUCAAGUACAUGGACAUGGCCGGCAAGCGCCUGAAGCUGACGGUGUGGGAUACCGCCGGGCAGGAGCGGUUCAGGACCCUGACCUCCGCCUACUACCGCGGAGCUCAGGGGAUCGUGUACGUCUACGACAUAACCCGCCGCGACACCUUCGAGGCUCUCGCCGAGGUGUGGAGCAAGGAGGUCGAGAUGUACUCCACGGUGGACGAGUGCGUCAAGAUCGUCAUCGGAAACAAGGUGGACAAGGCGAAAGGCGGGCGCGAGGAGGGAUGGGUGACGCGCGAGGAGGGCGAGACGUUCGCCAGGGAGAGCGGCUCGCUGUUCCUGGAGUGCUCCGCCAAGACCAAGGUGAGCGUCCGGGAGGCGUUCGAGGAGCUGGUGAAGGGGGUGAUGGAGACGCCGAGCCUGAUGGAGGAGACGGCGAACAAGGACAGCGUGAAGCUGGGCGGCUUCCGCGCCCAGAAGGGACCGUGCUGCUGA